AUGGCAGCUGUAAUCGGUGACUUCGUCUCUGAUCCCUCCCGUUUCCACACUAUGAUUGCCUCCUCCGGCAUUUCGCACCAGCACUCGCACGAUUCCCAUUGUCGAUCCGCCAGUCGAUCGAGAGACGUGCCCGCCGCUCAUCACUCCACGAGCCCAAGAUACCAGCAUUCUACCAGUACUCCACCUACGCGCCAGAAGCGGCCCGACUGGGACUCCGCCGCCGAGAAGCACGCACCACCUAGUGGAGGAGCGUCUCGCUUCCCUUCGCCCCCGUCCUCCUCAUCGCCCACCCGAGCGAGGCCUCAGCAUGCCGAUAGCCCCGCAUACAUGGCGACCGACUCUCGCGACGCCGGCCAUGCUGCUGCCACGUUGGCUACAGAGAAGGCCGCCUCGGCGCUGCCCCAUCAGCAGCAGCAACCGUCGCCCGCGUCCGACGGCAACGGCGCAGCCGAUGCCCCGGCCUCAUACACCCUUUCCGACAGCUCGUCUCCUCGCCAGCAACCUCAAGGCCAAACUAUCCAUAUACGCGAUCUGGCCCAUAUUCAAAGUCUUGCCAAGGCAGACCUUUUAUCGGGUAACGGACCCGGCAUACUCAACGAUCCGCCUCUGCAAGCGAUGAAGUACGAGAUCAGUGCCAUGCCCAUUGGCGACAUCAUUGAGAUGGUUGCUGCGUUGCUCACUAAGAUCACAACUACCAAUGACUUGCAACAUGACGCCAUGCAGCGUAAUGUCGCGCACCAGCAACAAGCAAACCAGAACAACGAGUCGGGCAACGGUUCGCAGAUGAGCCCUUUGAGCACCUCGGUGCUGGCAUUCCACGGCAAGAACAUUCCCGCCAUCACCAUUCUCAGCUACCUGUCCCGCAUUCACAAGUACUGCCCCACCACGUACGAGGUCUUCCUGAGCUUGCUGGUAUACUUUGACCGCAUGACGGAACGCGUCAACGAAAUGGUCGUCAAGCAUGAGGAGGCACGGAGAAGUUCGAUUUCACAGCCAACACCCAAGUCGCAGCCGGCCGACGUCCACAUGCGAGACGAGGACGACGACGACGACGACGAGGACCUUGCCGACGACGACGACAUGGACGAGAAGAGUACAAAGCCGAGUGAGAGUACCGGAAGCAUCGCGCCCCAGCCAACUACUCCGGGCGCCCCGGCGACGUACUUUGUGGUCGAUAGCUUCAACAUCCACCGACUGGUUAUUGCGGGAGUGACAUGUGCGAGCAAAUUCUUCUCGGACGUCUUCUACACCAACUCCAGAUAUGCUAAGGUUGGCGGACUCCCAUUGGCGGAACUGAACCAUCUCGAGCUCCAGUUUCUCCUAUUGAACGAUUUCCGGCUUGCAGUCCCUGUUGAGGACCUUGAGGCAUACGGUACCAUGCUGGUGGAGUUCUAUGCACGAGAGGUGGUGGCUCAAAGGUCACGUCCUACAGCCGGCGGCGAUUCCUAA
Colletotrichum graminicola M1.001 is the source of this 1449-nucleotide messenger RNA. RefSeq names its product cyclin. Gene Ontology annotation, molecular function: cyclin-dependent protein serine/threonine kinase regulator activity; protein kinase binding. Lineage: Eukaryota; Fungi; Ascomycota; Sordariomycetes; Glomerellales; Glomerellaceae. The record is from RefSeq and is a predicted model, not a curated record. Bases 1 to 1449 code for a protein of 482 amino acids. The transcript has 2 exons. Gene Ontology annotation, biological process: regulation of cyclin-dependent protein serine/threonine kinase activity. Gene Ontology annotation, cellular component: cyclin-dependent protein kinase holoenzyme complex; nucleus.